CGAGAAAAGUGGAUAAACGAAUUCCCGAUUUCCCCCGCUCUCUCGCCCGCAGAAAAUGCUACGGUUACCGUCUCCGCUUCUUCCGGUUCGAUUUCCUUCCAACUCUAUCACUUACUAUCCAGUCCUCCACCACCAUCUCAUAUUCCAGCCGCCUCUCUCCGCCGCCGCCGCCGCCGCCGCACUCACAGCCGCCGCCACUUUGCGCUACUCCUCUCCUUCUUCGAGUAAAGGUCUGGAUAAUGAUGAAGAAGAAGAAGACGAGAACGAGGGCGGAGAUGAAGAUGACAUUCUUCCUCUCCAGAGCCGUCGCUACGACUUCACUCCGCUCCUCAAUUUCCUCGCCGGCCAACUCUCGGAAGCUUCUCCGGCCACCGCCGAUUCCCCCGGCUGCUCAUCCACGUCACCGAGCGUGCUCGACUCGGCCGAGUUCCAGCUCGCUGAGUCGUACCGCGCCGUGCCAGGUCCGCUCUGGCACUCCUUGCUGAAAUCCCUCUGCUCGUCUCCCGAUUCCAUUGGACUAGCCUACGCCGUCGUCACCUGGCUCCAGCGGCACAAUCUCUGCUUCUCGUACGAGCUCCUCUACUCGAUUCUCAUCCACGCGCUAGGGCGCUCGGAGAUGCUCUACGAGGCGUUCCUUCUUUCGCGGAAGCAGUCGCUGAAUCCCUUAACGUACAACGCGCUGAUCAACGCCUGCGUGAGGAACAACGAUGUCGAGAAGGCCUUGAAUCUGAUUUCCAGGAUGCGGCAGGACGGGUAUCCUUCUGAUUUCGUCAAUUACAGUUUGAUUAUCAAGAAUCUGACUCGGAACAAUAGCAUCGACUCUCCGAUUCUGCAGAAGGUUUAUGAUGAAAUCGAAUGCGAUAAGCUUGAGCUCGAUGUGCAGCUUUCGAAUGACAUAAUUGUAGGGUUUGCUAAAGCAGGGGAUUCCAGCCGAGCUAUGGAGUUUCUGGCUAUGGUGCAAGGGAAUGGGUUGAGUGUGAAAACUGGGACGCUUGUGGCUGUUAUCUAUGCUCUGGGGAAAUCUGGUAGGACUGUAGAAGCUGAGGCUAUUUUUGAGGAAAUGAAGGACAAUGGUCUGCAGCCGAGGACUCGAGCUUAUAAUGCGUUGUUAAGAGGGUAUGGGAAGGCGGGUUUGCUUAAGGAUGCCGAAUUCGUGGUGACGGAAAUGGAGAGGAAUGGGGUUUCCCCUGAUGAACAGACGUUUGGCUUUCUAGUUGAUGCUUAUGCGAAUGCUGGGAGAUGGGAGAGUGCUAGAGUUGUGCUGAAGGAAAUGGAAGCGAGAAAUGUGAAGCCGAAUCCUUAUGUAUACAGUAGAAUCUUGGCUUCUUAUCGUGAUAGAGGGGAAUGGCAGAAGUCGUUUCAGGUUUUGAGGGAGAUGAAGGACAUUGGAGUCAAACCUGACAGGCACUUCUACAAUGUCUUGAUUGAUACGUUUGGGAAAUUUAAUUGUCUCGAUCAUGCAAUGGCUGCAUUUGAUCGGAUGCUUUCGGAAGGAAUACAACCUGAUACAGUCACAUGGAACACUCUUCUGGAUUGCCAUUGUAAGGCUGGACUCCACGAAAGAGCAGAAGAGUUAUUCGAGGAAAUGAUAGAAAAGGGUUACUCUCCUUGUGCUGCAACAUUUAACAUCAUGGUGAAUUCAUUUGGACAGCAGGAGAGGUGGGAUGAUGUGAAGAUUUUGCUGCAGAGGAUGCAGGGCCAUGGUUUGUUGCUUAAUGUUGUAACCUAUACAACGCUGAUUGAUAUCUAUGGCCGAUCAGGGAGGUUUGAAGAUGCAAUGCAGUGCUUGGAAAACAUGAAAGCUUCGGGAUUUAAACCGACUUCUACUAUGUACAACGCCUUGAUAAAUGCCUAUGCACGAAAGGGAUUGUCUGAAGAGGCUGUAAAUGCUUUUAAGAUCAUGACAGCUGAUGGCCUAAAGCCUAGUAUGUUAGCACUCAACUCAUUGAUCAAUGCAUUUGGCGAAGAUAGGAGAGAUGCAGAAGCUUUUGCAGUACUGAAGUACAUGACAGACAAUGACUUGAAGCCUGAUGUGGUGACCUAUACUACACUCAUGAAGGCUUUGAUUCGUGCUGAUAAGUUCGACAAGGUGGCUUCAGUAUAUGAAGAAAUGAUUUCAUCUGGGUGCAAACCGGAUGGUAAAGCUAAAGCAAUGCUGAGAUCUGCACUUCGGUACUUGAAGCAAACGCUAUGACAUUUUCUGCAGAAGGUUGCACACCAUCUAGGCAGGGUGAUUAGACAGAUUCACAUAAUGUUGGAUGAAUGUUCAUAUUCAAGCUUAUUUACCAACUCGAGGGAUUCUGGUUCGGGAAAGGAAGCUUGUACCUUACAACAACGUAGCCCGAGUAUGCACCAAAGCAAGAGAAAUCAAAGCUUGUAAAGCCGUCAAUGUAGCUUCAUGCUCCGCUCUCUUGGAUUAAAGAUCUGCCUUCAAAUGGGCUUCAUCCAUGUGGUUUGGUCCCAUUUUGAAAAUCUCGAAGAAUGCUGCCGACCAGUCGUUGAGAACUCUGUUGAAGGUAGCAUGAUCAGUAGGAUUGAACAUUUUGAAACAGUCCUUUGCUGAAGCUGUGGAAUCCCCGUACACCUCGAAGGUGAAAGCCAUGGGAACUUUCACAACAUCGUACAUGUAAUCUGUUGCUGUCCCAUGGGCAAGAUACCUAAAUACAACAUAAUUUAAAUAGUAAGUUCCAAGUUAAAAUGUUUCUAUCAAACAAAUCUACAAGGAACCGAACAAAGAACACAUACCCAACAGAGCCUCC
Linum tenue is the source of this 2759-nucleotide messenger RNA. NCBI's taxonomy places the organism in Eukaryota, Viridiplantae, Streptophyta, Magnoliopsida, Malpighiales, Linaceae. The record is from the annotation of a GenBank genome assembly.